CCGUCCGUCCCGCCCGGGGUGGAGCCUGCCCGCCCUCCCCGCCCGGGGCUGCCGGUGCUGCUGGAGGCGGCGGGCCCGUCCCACAUAAAACCCUGCGGCCCCGCCAGCCCCUUCCCACUGCGAGCCGCGGCCGCCUGCCUCCGGCGCUCUCCGUGCCAUGGCUCGGCGCCUCAGCCCCGCCAGCUGAGCCCCGGGAGCCGCCGCGUCCUGAGGGGCCGAGCCGCCCGUGACUCCGCGGCCCUGACUGCGGCCUGCUGCCCUCCGCCUGCCGCUCCGUCCCGCUCCGCCCSCAGAAGCGCUGCCCGGGGCAGAAGACACUGUCCCGCCCGUGUGUGCACCAAGCCCGCCUUGCCCUUCCCUCGCCGCCAUCGCACCUUCCCGCCUCCUGCCCCGGGGCCGGGCGGGCUCGCCUCCCGUCCUCCGCCGCCGCCGUCCCCGCCGAGGAUGCGGGUGUCGCUGCUGAGCCCGCUGCUCCUGCUGUCCCUCAGCGCCUGCCCGCACGCCGCGGAGCUGUCGCUCGCCCGCGGCAAGUGCCCGGCCCGCUGCGAUGUGUCCAAGUGCCCCAGCCCCAGCUGCCCCAGCGGCUACGUCCCCGACCGCUGCGGCUGCUGCCUCAUCUGCGCCGCGGGCGAGGGGGACUCCUGCGGCCGCAAGGAGGACCCGCCGUGCGGGGACAGCCUYGACUGCCGCUACCCCAUGGGCAAACGCUUCGCCAAGGGCGUCUGCCAGUGCAAGCUCAGCGCCCAGGUGUGCGGCAGCGACGGCCGGACCUACGACAACAUCUGCCAGCUGAAGGCGGUGAGCCGCAAGGCGCUGCAGCACGGGCUGCCCGCUGUCGCCCARGUCCAGAAGGGAGCCUGUGAAUCGGGUCACCUACAGUUCAGCAGCCCAAGAUACAAAUUCAACUUCAUAGCGGAUGUGGUGGAAAAGAUUGCACCUGCAGUUGUACACAUUGAACUUUUUCUCAGGCACCCUCUCUUUGGUCGAAAUGUCCCACUUUCCAGUGGAUCGGGGUUUAUUAUGUCUGAUUCUGGUUUAAUUGUGACCAAUGCCCACGUGGUGUCAAGCACAAAUGCAAUAUCAGGGAGACAGCAACUGAAGGUACAGCUCCAGAAUGGAGAUACCUAUGAAGCAACCAUCAAAGACAUUGAUAAGAAAUCUGACAUUGCAACAAUAAAGAUUCACCCUAAGAAAAAACUACCAGUAUUGUUACUGGGCCACUCUGCUGAUCUGAGGCCAGGAGAAUUUGUGGUGGCAAUUGGGAGUCCAUUUGCCUUACAGAACACUGUGACCACAGGUAUUGUCAGCACUGCUCAACGUGAUGGCAAAGAGCUGGGCCUGAGGGACUCAGAUAUGGAUUACAUUCAGACAGAUGCCAUUAUUAAUUAUGGCAACUCUGGAGGACCUCUAGUUAAUCUGGAUGGUGAAGUGAUUGGGAUUAACACCUUGAAGGUCACAGCUGGAAUUUCUUUUGCUAUUCCUUCAGACCGUAUCACUCAGUUUCUCACAGAGUCACAUGACAAGCAAAGCAAAGAUGGGAAGAAGCGUUUCAUUGGCAUCAGGAUGCUGACAAUAACACCUGCCUUGGUGGAAGAACUGAAGCACAAUAAUGCUGAUUUUCCUGAUGUCAGAAGUGGAAUUUAYGUACACGAAGUUGUUCCAAACUCACCUUCUCAUAGAGGAGGGAUCCAAGAUGGAGAUAUUAUUGUGAAGGUCAAUGGGCGUCCUUUGAUGACUUCCAGUGACCUGCAGGAGGCUGUGAUGAAUGAAUCACCCCUACUACUUGAAGUUCGAAGAGGAAAUGAUGACUUGCUAUUUAACAUUGAGCCUGAAGUUGUCAUGUAAAUAGAGUUGAGGAAGCUCUCACCAUAAUUAAACUCACUUAUUCUGGAACACUAGAUACCUCCUUUACAGCUACAGUAAUUAUUCUUCCUGUUGACUAAUGACAAGGUGGACUAACUUAAUUGCCUGAGCCAUUUCUGUACAUAGUAGCUAGAAUGACUUCAAAGAUGCCGUUUAUAGAAGAUUUAAAUUUCAARGAAACUUAUUUUACUGUGUUAUGGGGUGGGGGAGAAAAACAAAUUUUGGGUAGAAAAGGUCCCAUUUCCCAUACCUGCAGAUUCAGUUUUGCAUUUUGAAAGACCAAAUUACUACUGGAAAUCAGGAAGUAUAUGAAAGGGGGAAUUAUUCUUAAACUACAGUCAUGGCUGCAGCAGACCCAAGCUAUUGCAAUGCAAAAUUGAGCUUUUUUUUUUUUUUUUCUUUAUGUACCUUUUUCAAUGUGAACCUAUUAUUGGCAAAGCUUGUGUUUGUUCUUAGUGCUUCUGUGCUUCGUGUUGAUGCAGGUAGAUGUAAUCUGUAAAUAUUGACAUGAACAAAAAUGGUAUCAGGCUAUAGAGUGUUACACCUAGGUCAUGCGAUUUUUGGAAUAUAGUAAAUGAUUCUUAUAGAAUUAAUGCCUUAUCUAUAAAUCAAAACGAUGUGCUGAACAAAGUUUGAAAAAGUGCACAGUUUUUUAAGAAUUUGAUACAAACUUGUUUUGCAUUUUACUGGUAAGCUUUGCUGUAAAAUUGUUACACUACUUUUGGCUUUGACUGUGUAUGUUUCUACUGUAAGGAGAUUAAAGUUUACACAAAUAAUGUAUUGAUGUAAACAUCUUUUUAAAUGAGCAUUUCUCCCCUGCCUCUUCUGUCUGACUGGAAUAGACUCUCCCAAGAGAAAGUUUUCUUACAUAAAAUUGGGCCCUAAUGUUAUGAAAACCCUUUGCAUCCCUGUGGUAUAAUUAUUCUGUCCUUAUUUAGACUAUGUUUAGAAAUGCUUUGCACACAAGUCAUUUAUUUACACUGUUUUUUCCAUAUUUAUGAAUUGUGCUUUGAUGUCACUUGGAGAGUAUCAAGUUGGGAUCCUGUUGUCCUCAGUUCUCCCUGUACGUGAUGAGAAGCAGAAAGGAAGCACCAGUAACCCUGUUUUGGUGUUAGAGCGUGUGAGAAUUCUGUGUGAUAAACCCAGGAGAGAAACAGCUAGCAGCCAAAUCCAGAUCUCAUAGGUACCCUAACCCAAACAACUGUCUUCUUCCUUAGUGGAUAUUGCUUCAGCUCCCAAAGAGGCAGAGGAGUGUUUCURUCUGCAGCAUUUUCCACAGCUGGUGGAAAGACCUGGUUCUUGUGUCUUUGUUACGCAUGCAAAAAGGAAAAAAUGCUUGGGCAAGUUCCCUUGAGGCUGCCAUCAUGCCUGGGCUUUCUGGUUGUACCAACUCACUAAUGUGUGACAAGCCUUGCCUCUUUGGGUUUGAACAGUGCCAAACAUGUGGAAAAGAGCCAUCUGCUCCCUCCUUGCUGACUGACUGACUUCAGCUAUACAGUUCAAAGGUGGAUGGGGUAUCUUCCUCCUGAAAAUGAAUACUGUUACUUCUGUCACAGGCCCGUGCUGUAAUGAGGGCUUCACCCCACUGUGUCACUAAACAAGAACUGUUUUCACCCCACAACCACAAUAUGCUUGGUUG
Molecule: messenger RNA, 3502 nt
Organism: Malurus melanocephalus (red-backed fairy wren)
Lineage: Eukaryota; Metazoa; Chordata; Aves; Passeriformes; Maluridae
Gene: HTRA3
Product: HtrA serine peptidase 3
Exons: 9
Coding region: 445-1845 (466 amino acids)
Biological process (GO): proteolysis
Cellular component (GO): extracellular region
Molecular function (GO): serine-type endopeptidase activity; protein binding
Source: RefSeq, a predicted model, not a curated record